AUGAGCUUCGGCCCUCUUGUCUUGCGACAUACUGACAUGUCUUCUUCACCGCCAAGCUUUUCACGUUGGGAUGGUGUUCCUUCUCCUCCCAUGUCCCCACCAGCUCUUCCUCCUGCCGUCAAUGUUGACGUGCCAAGCCCACAUGCUAAAUCCGGCGACAAUGGUAUCAAGGCUCUCGUCUCGAUCGGCGGAAAUCUUAGGAUCCGAGCUUCACUGUAUGUGCGCUUGGCACGUCAACAUUAA
Microthlaspi erraticum is the source of this 243-nucleotide messenger RNA. Lineage: Eukaryota; Viridiplantae; Streptophyta; Magnoliopsida; Brassicales; Brassicaceae. The record is from the annotation of a GenBank genome assembly.